AUGGGGGCGCCCCCCGGUUACCGGCCCUCAGCUUGGGUGCAUCUCCUCCACCAGCUGCCCCGCGCCGACUUCCAGCUCCGCCCGGUGCCCAGCGGCUUUGCGCCCCAGGAGCAGGGAUACCAGCAGGCCCUGUUGCUGGUGGCGGCCUUAGCGGGCCUGGGCUUGGGCCUGAGCCUCGUCUUCAUCGCUGUCUACCUCAUCCGCUUCUGCUGCUGCCGGCCCCCAGAGCCGCCGGGGGCUAAGAGCCCCCCGCCCGGGGGAGGCUGUGUGACCUGGAGCUGCAUCACCGCCCUUCUCGUCGGCUGCACCGGCAUUGGCAUCGGUUUCUAUGGCAACAGCGAGACUAGCGAUGGUGUGUCCCAGCUCAGCUCGGCACUGCUGCAUGCCAACCACACGCUCAGCGCCAUUGACCACCUGGCGCUGGAGACGGUGGAGAGGCUGGGCCAGGCGGUGAGCACAGAGCUGACCACCCUGGAGGAGGUGCUCGCCCAGCGCACGGAGCUGGUGGCCGCCGCCCGGGGGGCCCGGCGGCAGGCGGAGGUGGUGGCCCUGCAGCUGCGGGGGCUGGCCUUUUGGCAGGGCGUGCCCCUGAGCCCCCUGCAGGUGGCCGAAGACGUGUCCUUCGUGGAGGAGUACAGGUGGCUGGCCUACGUCCUGCUGUUGCUGCUGGAGCUGCUGGUCUGCCUCUUCACCCUGCUGGGCCUGGCGAAGCAGAGCAAGUGGCUGGUGGUCGUGAUGACCGUGAUGAGUUUCCUGGUUCUUGUGCUGAGCUGGGGCUCCAUGGGCCUGGAGGCGGCCACGGCCGUGGGCCUCAGCGACUUCUGCUCCAACCCAGACACCUAUGUGCUGAACCUGACCCAGGAGGAGACCGGGCUGAGCUCAGACAUCUUGAACUAUUACUUCCUCUGCAACCAGGCCGUCUCCAACCCCUUCCAACAGAGGCUGACCCUGUCCCAGCGAGCGCUGGCCAACAUCCACGCGCAGCUGCAGGGCCUGGAGCGGGAAGCCGUGCCUCAGUUUCCUUCUGCGCAGACGCCCCUGUCGUCCCUGGAGGAGACGCUGAACGUGACCGAAGGGAACUUCCACCAGCUGGUGGCGCUGCUGCACUGCCGCGGCCUGCACAAGGACUAUGGCGCUGCCCUGCGGGGCCUGUGCGAGGACGCCCUGGAGGGCCUGCUCUUCCUGCUGCUCUGCUCCCUCCUGUCGGCGGGGGCCCUGGCCACCGCCCUGUGCAGCCUGCCCCGCGCCUGGGCCCUCUUCCCGCCCAGUGACGACUACGAGGACGCGGACGAGGACGACCCCUUCAACCCUCAGGAGUCCAAGCGCUUUGUGCAGUGGCAGUCGUCUAUCUGAGCCCCUCCUCCCGGCCCGGAGCCUGCCCGCCUCUCCGCUCCUCCCCUGGCUGCCGGAGGAAACCCCACUAACCUGGCCGGCGGGGCUCUGACCACGGACACCCACGCCGGGCUGCCCCCUUCCGUCCCUAGCCUGGGCUCAGAGGGGGCCGGCCGGGGACCAGGGCUGGGGGACACGAACCCCCCGGCUCUGCCGCGUCCCAGAUCUGAACUUGCGGUGCCAACGCGACAAGGGCUGGUUUGAAAUA
Lepus europaeus (European hare) is the source of this 1600-nucleotide messenger RNA. It is a transcript of the gene TTYH1, whose product is annotated as tweety family member 1. Gene Ontology annotation, cellular component: plasma membrane; smooth endoplasmic reticulum membrane. Gene Ontology annotation, molecular function: intracellularly calcium-gated chloride channel activity; volume-sensitive chloride channel activity. The transcript has 14 exons. NCBI's taxonomy places the organism in Eukaryota, Metazoa, Chordata, Mammalia, Lagomorpha, Leporidae. The coding region runs from base 1 to 1353 and encodes 450 amino acids. The record is from RefSeq and is a predicted model, not a curated record.